Messenger RNA from Theileria parva strain Muguga, 447 nucleotides. RefSeq lists its product as uncharacterized. The coding region runs from base 160 to 417 and encodes 85 amino acids. The transcript has 4 exons. The record is from RefSeq and is a predicted model, not a curated record. NCBI's taxonomy places the organism in Eukaryota, Apicomplexa, Aconoidasida, Piroplasmida, Theileriidae.
UUUCAAUGUGUACAAACAUACAACUGUAUACGUUGAGUAUAAACCCCCAUGAUUUAACUUCCUAUUUAUUCUACUAGAUAAUUUAAAUAACUCUAAUUACUUCGUUAAAUGUUUACAUAACCAGUUUAACAUAUAUUUUUAUUUGUUAUUAUUUUCUAAAUGUCCACAGCUCCAGGGCUUUCAUUUGCUAAUCUUACUUUACUUCUGGAUGUUCCGCAACUUCCAGCUAUUUUCGCCUCUAAUUGUUUCCACAACUAUCGCACUCUUUCCCGGGAAUUUAAGUUCGUAACUAACGAAACUGACGAUUUGGUAUACCCCUUCAACAGAUUGAAUAAACAAGACAAGAACACCAACAGGAUGGGAAGACCGAGAAAAUACAACGAUACUUCCACAUUUCCGUUCGGAAAUCCAUUCUAAUAUUUUAAUUAAUUUCCUCUUUAAUUUGUA